AGGGGCAUUCUUUAAUUGGAACGGUUUCCUUCCAAAUCAAGCCAUCAUGCGUUUCAUUUGUAUUUAGCCGCGGAUGAUCUUGCGCAAUCUAUGUUUACUGAACAGAGGGAUGCUUGUUUGCAGUGGUAGACUGGUAUGAUACUGAGCUCUGUCCUUUCCGGACAGAAAUGGCGGAUGGUUUGGCAGUAGACCUAGGAAGAGGGAGAUAUGAUGGGGGCUCAGUGGAACAGCAUCCGAUAAUUAUUUUAUGAUCUCAAAAAACUUUUGGUUAUCAUCAUGGAUUAUGAACCAGAUGAGCCGAUAUACUGCGAACUGCCUGCAGAGGAUAUGACAGCAUCUCCACAGAGUACAGACAUGGCAACCAUUAAUCAGGGUAUGGAAUACCAGGUUGCUGGCAGCCUGCCCCUCAUUGGUAGCCCAAAGUACUGUCCCGGGGUCAACAGCAAUGUUGGAUACCUGUGUGAGACUGGGCACUGCUGUGGGGAGACCGGUUGCUGCACCUACUACUAUGAGCUCUGGUGGUUCUGGCUGCUCUGGACGGUUCUGAUCUUGUUCAGCUGCUGCUGCGCGUACCGCCACCGGCGGGCCAAGCUGAGGAUCCAGCAACAGCAGAGACAGAGGGAGAUCAACCUCAUAGCCUACCAUGGGGCCUGCAACUACCCCACCUCCAUGCUGGAUCUCAGUUUCUUGGCCUCCUUCAAACUCCCCUCCUACGAAGAGGUGGCGGCUCAGCCCAGCACACCCCCUCCUCCAUACAGCACCGUGUUCGCCCUGCAGGGGGGCGGCCAGUACGCCCAUGCUGGCCCCAGUGGCAUGACGUCCUCCCAGAGCUCCGACAACUACACCAGCUGCUCCUGUGACUCCUGCAUGGCCACCUCCCCCUGCAGCACCUCCUUCUCCGUGCAGGUGACCGAUGAGACCGACACCAGCAACGCCACCACGCCCAGCGAGGCGGGCGACCCGGCCGCCCCGGUCAUCAGCACUGCUGUGCCCACCUCCCCUCCUCCCGCGGCCCUGUGUGCCCCCGCACUUCCUCUCGGCGACCCACUGGGGGCGCCAGCGGAGCAGAGGGAGGAGGGAGAAGGCCCCAGCAAGGAGCCCACGGAAGACCGCCCCUCGCCCAAACCCGUCCAGUCCCCGCCCAAACACGCCCUCUUCUCUUCCAACGUGGACUUCUUCGAGCCCGACAGCCACGCGUCCGGUGCCUCAGACGCAGACGACGAGGACGUCGACGCCGACGAGAGCCACUUCCGCCACCGCCGCAUGACGGGCGACUCGGGGAUCGAGGUGUGCCGCUGCCAGGUGGAGAGUGAGGACGAGGAAGAGGGGAACGCAGAGGGGGGCAAGGAGGCGGGGACGUGGACGGAGGGGGAGGGGAAGGAGGAGGCUCAUCGCCUCCAUGACAGCGCCGACUGCUCUAACCGAGCCCAGACGACCCAGUCCCAGACAAGGGAGGAGUGCACCAGUCUGUGCGCCCCCGCCCCUUCACUGCAGAGUGAGGAGGCCGUCAUCACUAUGGAGUCAGCAUGAGGGUCAAUUGGAUGAGACUGGGUAAAGACUAAAGAGAAUAAAGAUCCAAAACAACGGAAUAUAAAUGGGAGCAUGUUGUAACUCAUAAGGUGGGUCCCAGUGACCAGAGGAAGAAGCAGAAUGCUGUGGCCUACACCUUGUGUCAUAGUGUCCCCCACAUAUGCAUAGAGCCCUAAAAAUGAUAUUAAGUGAAUUCAGAAGAAAGAUAAAAAUAGGUCUGAUCAUUCAGCCGUGUAAGAAAUUGUGGGGACCUGUUUGUCUCUCUUCAUUUGUGUGCCGAACGCUGGUUACACAACCCAGAACAAAAGACGUUUUCUUGGUAGACCUAAACAAAGCGGCAGUGAAAAAUGCAGAUUAGCUCCGUUUGCUCUCUGGAGUCGCAUGGCGAACAACAGCAGCUGUGUGGGCAGGGUGAAGUCAGCAUAAUGUCCGUACUGUAACCCCCCCACUCCUCCUAAGGGCUGCUCCGAUGGUACUUUCACGGCAGUCCCAAGAUCCUCUCUGUUCUCUAAAAUGCGUGCGCUAAAGCCAGGCUUUUCAAGUUCUUCUGUCACUGUUGGUAGCCAUGUAGAAGUGGUAACAACCUGCUGCCUCUAGAAACCCACUGUAACUGGAUGCUUCUCUCAGACUGACUGUACUGAUCGAUCUCUGUGCUACUUUGGUGGCUUAUCAGUAAUAAUAAUGCUAAUAAUAAUACAAAUAAUGCAAUAAUGAGGACAUACCUAUCCCCAACUAUCAGUGGAGUAAAUAUCAAGCUAUUAAGUCUUGGUAAAGUCUUGGUUAAGUAUUUAAGGCUUUGAUGAGGAAUGACAAAGCCACUUUCCCUUAGUGGUUAUUGGAUUAUUGGCACUGUUUCUCCACUGACAGAAAUGAACCAUGGGAAGCCGACAUCCCUCACCACUGACGCUGAAUGUAACCUUUCCAUUGUGUCAGACACAGGCUAUUACUCAGUAAAUCUAGGACAGGUGCAAAGCGUCUACUCACGAAUGUUCCAGAACGCAGGCUGGGCUUGGGAUAGCCAGCCUCAGACAUGAGGUCAGGGUUUCUAGGUUCCUACACAGCAGGGGAAGCAGUCCACCUUUUCUUAAUCAUAUUUUUACUUUCAAAAGUGUAUUCUCAGACCCCCCCUCCCCAUAUAACCCAAAUAAUAUAUUGUGCUGAGUGCUGUUUGGAAAUUGAAAAAUUAUUCAAAACAUUUUUCACAAAGAAUACAAUAGUGACAAGAUAUACUUAUGCAUGCUGCCAAAAUGGAUUUCUAAAAGGUGUCCUUUUAUUGAUAUUGAAUAGUAUUAUAGCAUGCCCCAAAAUGGCCACAGCUAUUGUUAUAUAAAUUUACAACAUACUGUAAGUUAUACAGUUUAUUUUUUUAGCAUCCCCUCUUACUCCAAGAUUUUUCAAGAUUAAAAUGUGCGCUGCAGAAAGUAGCCCAGAACUUGGUAAUGUUAGGUCUCUGUCUUUCGUCAUACAAUGUAAAAAUGUAUGUACAUGUACAAAGUAAAAUGUCCUGGCUCUGCUGUAAGCCAGUAUUUCAAAUGAUAAAGUUUUAAAGCCGCUAGAAUGUGUCGGUGCUGAACAUGGUCUUGUAUGAAGCGUGGCUGUGCUGACUGGCCAGACUAUUACCAUCCACCAGCAGAUUAUACUUCAGCAUCCUGGAGCACUUUCUUUCUUAGUUUCUUAACCUCACAGAAUAGCAUCUGUGCUCUGUCACAUUCCAUAACCCAUUGCUACCAUUUUUUACUUGGUAUUCAAAAAGUAUGGAUAUAAAUAUGUAUCUCAUUUGGCUAUUGCCUGUAGUGAGACUGCGUGUCGAACAAGUAAGAAAGGGGACUUGAUGGAGAAACAUCCUUUUGUUUGGUAGGCAGCCAUUUCCUCUGGCGUGUAUAAUAUUACCCGAGGGGUGUACCCCUCCCCCCUCAAGAAUUGCAAAAAUGAAUCCGCUCAGACUAUAGCUUGAGUUACACAAUGUUUAGCAAGGACUUAUCUUUAUUCUGUAUCAAUGUUUUGUUAUUGACAGCAAUAGAGUAUCACUGAGCAAAUGUUGUGGGAAAAUCCUUUGAGAGAAAAUGCUCCACAUAUUAAGCAUUGUUGUAUUUGUACAGUUUUACCAGCACCACGCAGGAGAAGACUGUAAGGUGAUUUCCAAGUUUUCCUCAGAUGCAUAGUGUGGAGGGAAAAAAGGCCCAUCAGUAGAACAGAGCGUUCUGUUGAUUGAGCGCUUGUAUACUGGCACGGCCUGGUGGCUGACACAGUGUGUUGUCACAGGAGCAAGAAUAGGGUAUUGGUGGGGGGGGGACUACAUGUCUUAGAGUGAUGACAUCACGCACGCUGGCCUGCGUGCAUGUCUGAAUUCCACCACUUUGUUAGAAAA
This is a messenger RNA of Megalops cyprinoides (Indo-Pacific tarpon), 3898 nucleotides long. Its product is annotated as WW domain-binding protein 1. NCBI's taxonomy places the organism in Eukaryota, Metazoa, Chordata, Actinopteri, Elopiformes, Megalopidae. The record is from RefSeq and is a predicted model, not a curated record. The transcript is spliced from 5 exons. Bases 277 to 1530 code for a protein of 417 amino acids.